AAACCUGACGAUGCUUGAAACAAUGGAGUGUUCUCAAGAUGAGAAGACUGGCGUUCCGACGUGGCUGGAGCGGAUGUUCGCCGCCAGCAAAUUCUACGGUGCCUGCGAGGACGGCUGCUUGAAGCCUGCCAAAUACUACUGCACAGUCUGCAUGAUCAUCGUCUGCGAAGAUCGCAUGGAGCAGGAUCACAAAAGUCGUGGGCACUCAAUUUUGACGGCAUAUAAGUCUUCUGGAGUGGCGGCACUCAGAAUAGAGGACCUGCAGCAAGUGUGGGAUUGGACCGGCAUCCAGCAGUACACUAUCAACCGGCGGCCAAUCGUGUACGUCAAUCAGAAAGGAGGGAUCCAUCGCUCAGGCUCUCCGAAUGGCGACGCCAAGUGCAAGACUUGCCAGUACAAGAUCUUAGCCCCCAGCAACUUCUGCUCGGUGGAAUGCAAAGUGAAGGCUGUCUUGGAGAAGAUUGAAGAGAGAAAAGCAGAAGCUUUGAAUCAAGCGAGAAGGAAGCUGGAGAUGACAGACAGCGAGAGCCCUAGCGACGCUCCAGCGAAGAUAGCUGCUGGUAAAUCUUUCAGGAAGCGUCCAAGGAAGCAAUCCAAUCCCCGGAGGUCUCCCCUCUUUUAGAUCAAUAAAAACAUUACCGAGCUCGAAGAACAGUUUGGUACGUUGUCAUUUUUGUGCCUAUGUACCUCAUCGGAACUGCUUGAACUCUUCUUCAUUAGGGUAAGGGACAGUGCUAGCUGAUGUUUAAGUUUUGAAUUGAGAUUUGAUCUUCUCACGAGAAAGCAACAUUAGGUUUUCA
This is a messenger RNA of Rhodamnia argentea, 800 nucleotides long. Its product is annotated as protein RGF1 INDUCIBLE TRANSCRIPTION FACTOR 1-like. The transcript has 3 exons. The record is from RefSeq and is a predicted model, not a curated record. NCBI's taxonomy places the organism in Eukaryota, Viridiplantae, Streptophyta, Magnoliopsida, Myrtales, Myrtaceae. Bases 11 to 622 code for a protein of 203 amino acids.